UUUUCACGAACUGCUCUCCUUCAUAGUUCCAUGUACUACAACUCAGGACAGGAAUGCCGAUUAGAAUUCUUCUAUCAACUUGAUGGCAGUAAUGUACUGACAGUAUUGUUACAAACUAAGGAGGUAGAAAGGACCGUGUGGAAAGAAUGGACACCAACUGAAAGCCAAUGGACCAAAGGGGAAGUAUGGCUGCCUCCUUGUUUACCUCACUUUCAGGUUACAUUUGUAGCCUCUGUUCAAAGCGAAUCAGGCUUCUUGGCCCUGGACAGCAUACAAUUUCAUGAGUGUGAAAAGGAAUAUUUGGCUGAACCGUGUUCACCUUCAACAUUCACCUGUGGAACUGGGCACUGUAUUCCACUCAGUGCAGUCUGUGACUUCCAGAAUGACUGCUGCGAAGGAACAGACGAAGAUGCACCAGCCUGCUCAAAGUAUACCUUGUGCAACUUUGAGUCUGAUUUCUGUGAGUGGAAACAUCUCACCUCAGAUGGUGCUGUGUGGGUUCGAGGACAGGCUCAAACAUCAGGCUUACCUAUUACAGACCACACAACCAAUUCCAACCAAGGAAUGUUCCUCUAUUUCAAAGCAACCUCAGGCCAUAAAGCAACACACACAAUUCAGCUUGGCAGUCCACAGUUAAAGAAUAAAUUAAGUAAUGAUUCACCAUGUCAGGUAAGGUUCUGGUAUCAAAUGUCAGAAGGAGCCAACUUAUCAAUAUAUAUUCAGACUACAGCUGGGAAUAUGAAAAGAGUGGCUGCCCUGAAUCCAUCAGUCAACAAAAGUUGGGCUAAAAAGGAGAUUCCUGUGGAGUGGAGUGCAACAGACACCAUAACAACUUUCCAGAUUAUUCUCCAGGGCAGUGUCUUAGCACCACCCAAUGCAUUUAUUGCAAUAGAUGAUAUCAGUUUAACUCCAGGUUGCACUGUAUUGAACACAAUGGUCGCAAAUUCCAUCACAGAAUGCAAAGAUUCCACGUGUGACUUUGAAGAAAGUAGCUGUGGCUGGUUUGAGAAUGUUCCUGAUGAUUACUUUGAUUGGAUCAGAAACUCGAGUAAUGCUUUGCCUUCACAUAUCAGGGAUAAGGCCCCAGCUCUGGACCACACCACUAACACCUCCAACGGACACUUCAUGUUUAUUAUGACCACCAGGAGUAAUAUAUUUCAGACUGCAGAAUUGACAAGUCCGAAGUUCACUCAAACAGGAACUGGAUGUACAAUGUCAUUUUGGUAUUAUAAUUAUGGACAGGCAGUGGGAGCAGCAAAAAUGUUCCUGGAGGUCGAUGGCGUGAGUAAUCAUACUGUCAUAUGGUGGACUUACAACACUCAAAGCAAUCAAUGGCUCCAAGCCUCUGUCCAGCUUGGGCGGUUAUCACGACCUUUCCGUCUUAAAUUGGUGAAAGUCAGCCUGAGCUUUUACAAUGGUGUGGCAGCAAUAGAUGACAUUGAGUUUGUCAACUGCGCCCUCCCACCAGCUGCAGAGAACUGUGAAGGAACGGAGAGGUUUUGGUGUGAAAAAACCAGAGCUUGUAUUGACCGAUUGCAAGUAUGUGACCUGGUGGAUGAUUGUGGUGAUGGUUCUGAUGAAAACAACUGUGUGCAAGAACUGCUCUGCAAUUUUGAACAUGGAUUUUGCAACUGGCAGCAAGCUAAGGACGAUGAUUUUGACUGGUCAAUAAAUAAGGGACAGACCUCGACGUUCAACACUGGGCCAUCAAAAGACCACACAUUGGGCACAGCGGAAGGCCACUACCUUUACAUUGAAGCAUCUGCCCAACAGUUUGGAAAUACAGCCACACUCCUCAGUCCAAUCCUGGACGCUACCCGCAAUCAUGCCAACAAGACCUGUAACUUCCGCUUCCAUUUUCACAUGUUUGGAAAACAGAUUUUUAAGCUGGCAGUGCAUAAAAGAACCUACAGAAAUACAAAGGGGGAACAACUUUGGGCAAAAUAUGGUCAGCAUGGUGACAAAUGGCUAAAAGAAACACUGCUGAUCAAUAGUUCUCAACCAUUUCAGAUACUAGUGGAAGGCACUGUAGGAGAUAACCUAGGAGGAGACAUUGGAAUUGAUGACCUUUCCUUCAUGAAUUGUGAUCUUUACAGAGGUGAUUUACCAGCCAUAAUUUCAACAACAUCGGGACCAACAAAACCUUCCACUAUUCCGCCCAACAACUGCACAAUGAAUGAAUUUGUUUGUAUAACAAAUGGACAAUGUGUUGACAUUAGCAAGAAGUGUGAUUUUAGGGAAGAUUGUUCUGACAAUUCAGAUGAAUUAUUCUGUGUUGGGAAGUUCUGUAAUUUCAGUAAUGGGAUCUCCUGUGGUUGGGAGCAGCAGGUGGAACUAUCGGCAACUGAAAAUGUGUUUCAGUGGUCCACAGGACAAGGCUCAGACAUACAUCCAGGAGAAGAGGGUGACAGACCAUCUACCGAUCAUACAACGGGCACAAAACACGGCUGGUACCUUUAUGCUGAUAGCUCAAAUGGAAAAUAUGGACACAUGGCUGAAAUCUCCACUCCAGAAAUAUCGUUCACUGGUCCAAAGUGUAAAUUCGUCUUUUGGUAUCACAUGAGUGGAGUUACGAUUGGGUCUUUGCAGGUAUUCUUUAAAUCUGGCAACAUGACACAGUUACGGUGGUCGCAGAGUGGAAGCCAGGGUAACCGCUGGAGGCGAGGAGAAAUAUUUCUUGGCUUUCAGUCUCACUUUCAGGUUUCCUUUCGAGCCAAGCGAGGUGUGAGUUACAUGGGUGAUGUUACAGUGGAUGAUAUUUCCUUUGAAGAUUGUGCAGCUCUUCUGAUCCCAGACAAACAAUGCAACUCUGAUGAGUAUUCAUGUACCAACAGAUAUUGCAUCCCCAAAGAUCAGCUCUGUGACUUCACCAACGAUUGUGCUGAUCAUUCUGAUGAGCAUCCAGUUAUCUGCAGUACAAAUUUGGGAUACUGUGAUUUCGAAUUUGAUUUGUGUUCUUGGAGACAGUGGAGGAAUGAUAACUUUGACUGGACCCUUAAACUAGGGAGUACACCAACACUGGGUACAAGCCCAGCUACUGACCACACACUGAGAAGUCCAACUGGCCAUUAUAUAUACAUCGAACAGCCAUUUUCAGAGCUACCUGGACACAUCGCAUUGAUUUCUGGGCCAUCCAUCAGCAAGAGAAGCAGAAGUUGUAAGCUUAUUUUUUAUUACCAUAUGGCAGGAGACAUCAAUGGAUCGUUAAUUGUAUAUCUGUGGACUUUAUCCGGCCGUCGCAAACCACUUUUGAACUUAACAGGUGACCAAGGUCAUUAUUGGCACCGAGCUGAAACAGCCCUCAGAGCUGAUGAAGACUUUGAGAUAAUGAUCGAAGGAUGGGUGGGCAAAGGGUCAAAGGGAGUCAUAUCACUUGAUGACAUCACCUUCACGAAGGAAUGCAUUAGCUCCAACGCUGCAUUUCACCAGGAACCAAGUCCACAUCCUCCAACAGGAUCCUGCCCGUCCAAUUAUUUGGGAUGCCAGAAUGGAAAAUGUUACCACGCAGAGAAGAGUUGUGAUUUUCUGGAUGACUGUGGUGACAAUACUGAUGAGAAAGACUGCGGGACAUCCUGCACUUUUGAGCACGGACAAUGUGGCUGGAAAAAUUCCCUGGCAGAUAACUUUGACUGGAUUUUGGGACACGGUUCAUUUCAAGGUCAACGGCCGGCCAACGAUCGGAGCCUCGGAAAUGAAAAUGGUCACUUUUUGUACCUUGAAGCUAUUCCUGGAGGUGUGAGGGGUGACAAGGUCCAUCUAAGGAGCUCACUGUGGAAGGAAUCAAGUGCUAAAUGCACUCUCUCGUUCUGGUAUUACAUGUCAUGGAAAGCUACAGGCCAUAUAAGAGUUCUUAUUAAGACAAAUAAAGAUCUCACAGAAGUAUGGAAUAAAACUGGAAACCAAGGUGAUAGAUGGAAGAAGGCCGUGAUACAUCUGAAAAAACUGCGUCACUUUGAAAUCAUAUUUGAAGGAAUCCGAACUAAGAAUUUUGGAGGUGGAGCAGCUAUUGAUGACAUUGAGUUAAAACAUUGUGCCCCAGAUAGAGAUUUAUCAGGUGUUUGCCCGGACGUCACUGACUACAUUUGUAAAAAUGGCAAAUGUAUCGAGUCUGACCUGGUCUGUGAUUACAAAUCCGACUGUGAAGAUGGAUCUGAUGAAUUUAACUGCUCACAGUAUGCCAAUAUUUCAGGAAGUUGCAACUUCAAUGGGCCAAACAAAGAGGUUUGGAGAAAUAACUGUAGGUUAAAGCAAAGCAAUGAUGACAACUUUGAUUGGACAAUAGGAAGCAAAAGCUCCACCGCAGGAACUGGCCCAGCAAAUGAUCACACCCCAGGAGCGGGAGGAAUGUUUCUGUACAUUAAGUCAGCAGCCCAGCAUGAAGGUGACAUUGCGAGAAUAACCACCACUCAUUCAUUCCCAGCAAGUGUUGGGGUCUGUCACCUGCGUUUCUGGUACUUUGCCAGUGGUUCGAAAGAAAUGGGCGCACUGAAGGUGUAUACAAUAGGAGAGUCUGGAAUAGCCUUCCUGAUGUGGUCAGUGUCCGGGAACAAGGGGAAUGACUGGACAUACGCCAACGUAAUGGUUGCCAACAACCAUCCAUUUCGAGUUGCAUUUGAAGCUGAAGUGGGUGGAGAUAACUUCACAGACAUUGCAAUUGAUGAUGUCUCUUUUACCCUGGAAUGUGUUGCUGGAGAACUACCCCCGCCUGUGCCAGCGGCGACAUGUUCUCCUGACUACUUUCAGUGCCAGAGUAAGCAGAUGUGCAUUCACCAGUCCUGGAUCUGUGACGGUGAAGAAGAUUGUGCAGAUGGAAGUGAUGAAUCAAAUUGCUCAACACUGCGCCCGGGAACCUUGCCUCCUCAGGAUCUAUGUGAAGAUAAAGAAUUCCAAUGUUUCGACAGGGAAUGUAUCCCGUCAUUGCUCAGGUGUGACGGAGUCCCGGACUGCUCUUUAGCAGAAGAUGAAUUUGGUUGCUCUGUCAAGCUUUGCUUCAAUGGUUCUUUGCUCUGUGAGAGCAGUAGAGAGUGUAUCCCAGUUACACAGCGAUGUGAUGGUGACAUUGACUGCAGAGAUUUCAAAUCGGAUGAAUCCAGCUGUUCAGAAUGUCCCAAUGCCUAUUGCAGAAAUGGUGGAACAUGUGUCAUUGUUAACAGAAUUGCACUGUGCAAGUGUACAAGUCAGUGGAGAGGAAAUCGAUGCCACAUUCAGGUCAAACCUGCAGGAUCCCUCAACCCUGAUCUCGCAUCAAAAAAUGAUGAAAAUGUAUACACGUGGGCAGGGCUAUGCAUUGACUUGGGCUUGUUUGUCCUCGGUCUCCUGGUUGCAUUAAUCAUAAUCGCUAAAAGAAAAUCAAGCAAGAACGAUAUGGCAGUUUUUGAGAGAAUGAAGAGGUUUACCAGAAUGCUGCCUCGAUUGAAGGGUAUUCUCUAUAAGGAAAGGAUACCAAUGCCAGCAUCCAAAUGUCAUUCAAUAUCCAAUAUCCUGUAUGGUGAUCACAACGCUGAUUUAUCAGCAAAGUUUACAAAGGGGAACAGUUUGACAAGCCCAGCCAUCAGUGUUUACCCCUGGCAAACUCCACAUACGGUGUUGUCCAAGGUCUCAGAUGAACCUACUUCCUUUUCUAAUCCCUUGUAUGAAGGUAAAAUGGAAAACAGGAAGCCUCCAGCAGAAGGAAUUACUGGAACUGAAAAUUCAAUUGCCUUGAACUUUAGAGCUAUGUUAAAGUAGAGAUGUUUCUUGAAUUAAUCUUAUCUAACAUUUUUAUCUAACAUAAAGUGAUUGCCUUUCUGAAUACAAAGAAAUGUCUAUUUUUUCAACUUCAAUAUUUCUUGUAAACUUUUGGAAACUUUUCUAUUUGAAAUCAUUAAAUAGAGGGAUUAUAUUUUGUGCCCACAUGUACACACGAGACUCUGACCAUUUAAUUUUAGUGGAUUUAAAGACUUCCCUUGGUGAUCGUAAAUUGAAUUGAUGUCAUGUUUAAUGGGAGCAAAGAAGGACAGUGUGAUGUCGUUUAUACAGAAUGCAACAUUACGUUUGAGCGAGAGUAGCAUAAAACUGUCGAAAGGCUCACUUAUGAAAAAUUAUGUGCUUAACUGUAUUCAAGGUGAAGCUGAUCGGAUAAUAUUCCUACAAAAUCAGCAUAUUUCUGCAAAGUACUGCAAUGUGUCAGAUCACUUUGUCAUUUAAGGUGUCCCAUUGAUGUAACAAACAACUCCUCGGCACCAGCUGUGUCUUUGUGCAGUUUCAAUGCUCAGUCAACACUCAAACUCCUAUCUCAGCUUAUGUUCUUUUGUAUCUUAAUACCUGCGUGGAUAGCUUUUUUAUGCACCAUGAGCAAAAUUCAACCUGACUGAACACGGUGAAGCAUACUGUUUGAAGAAGUGGCCCGGCCCAAAAUGUAAUCUAUCCAGAGAUCGAGCCUGAUCUGUUGAAUAAUCCAGCACUGUGGGAUCCCGUUGGAGGUGGUAGAAAUUUCAGAGGAUAAUGUGUUGUAUGCAACAGCUAAUGGCGUGAAAAGUAAGGACUAGGAAGACACUGUUGCGACUAGGGGGAGGGGGAGCAAGAGCGGAUCUGCGGGGUACUGAGGAGACACGAGUGAGGGCCUCAUUUAUGAUGGGAGAGAGGAUCCCUAAAGAAUGAGGACAUCUCGGAUGUCCUGGUAUGGAACACCUCAUCUUUGGCACAGAUGUGGCAUAGAUGGAGGAAUUGGGAAUAGGGUUUAGAGUCUUUGCAGGAAGCAGGGUGGGAAGAAGCGUAGUUGAGAUGGUUGUGGGAUUCAGUGGGUUUGUAAUUGAUGUCAGUCAAUAGUCUAUUACCUGUGAUGGAGACUGUGAGAUUAAGAAAGGGGAGGGAGGUUUCGGAGAUGGUCCAAGUAAAUUUGAGUACCGGAUGAAAAUUGGUGGUGAAGUUGAUGGUCCAUGAGUCCUGCAUGGGUGCAGGAGGAGCACUGAUCCGGUCAUCAAUGUAAUGAAGAUAGAGUUCAGGGAUAGGGCCAGUGUACGCCUGGAACAGGGAUUGUUCACCGUACCCUGCAAAGAGGCAGACAUAAGAGCCCCAUGCUGGUGUCCAUAGCUGCGCCUUGGACUUGGAGGAAAUGGGAGGCGUCAAAGGAGAAGUUGUUGAGGGUGAGGGCCAGCUCUACCAGGCGGAGUAGAGUGUUAGCAGAGGGAAAUUGGAUGGUUCAAGGAAGAAACGGAGGGCUUUCAGACCUUCCUGGUGGCGGAUGGAGGUGUAGAGUGACUGGACAUCCAUAGUAAAGAUGAGGGAGUAGGGGGCUCAAAAAGCAGAAGUCUUGAAAGGGCAUAUGAAGCAUCUUGGACAAAGGUCAAUAGACAAUAGACAAUAGGUGCAGGAGCAGGCCAUUUGGCCCUUCGAUCCAGCACCGCCAUUCAAUGUCAUCAUGGCUGAUUAUCCCCAAUCAGUACCCCAUUCCUGCCUUCUCCCCAUAUCCCCUGACUCCGCUAUUUUUAAGGGCCCUAUCUAGCUCUCUCUUGAAUGCAUCCAGAGAACCUGCUUCCACUGAGGCAGAGAAUGCCACAGACUCACCACUUUCUGUGAGAAAAAGUGUUUCCUCAUCUAUGUUCAAAAUGGCUUACUCUUUAUUCUUAAACUGAGGCCCCUGGUUCUGGACUGCCCCAACAUCGGGAACAUGUCUCCUGUCUCCAGCGUGUCCAAACCCUUAACAAUCUUAUAUGUUUCAAUUAGAUCUCCUCUCAUCCUUCUAAACUCCAGAGUUUACUAGCCCAGCUGCUCCAUUCUCGCAGCAUAUGACAGUCCCACCAUCCCGGGAAUUUAUCUUGUAAACCUACGCUACGCUCCCUCAAUAGCAAGAAUGUUCUUUCUCAAAUUAGGGGACCAAAACUGCACACAAUACUCCAGGUGUGGUGUCACUAGGGCUCUGUACAACUGCAGAAGGACCUCUUUGCUCCUAUAUUCGAUUCCUCUUGUUAUAAAGGCCAACAUGCCAUUUGCUUUCUUCACUGCCUGCUGUACCUGCAUGCUUACUUUCAUAGACAUGAACAAGGACUCCCAGAUCCCGUUAUACUUCCCCUUUUCCCAACUUGACGCCAUUUAGAUAGUAAUCUGCCUUCCUGCUUUUGAUACCAAAGUGUAUAACCUCACAUUUAUCCGCAUUAAACUUCAUCUGCCAUGCAUCUACCCACUCCCCCAACCUGUCUAAGUCGCCAUACAUUCUCAAAGCAUCCUCCUCACAGUUCACACUGCCACCCAACUUUGUGUCAUCUGCAAAUUUGCUAAUGUUACUUUGAAUCCCUUCAUCCAAACCAUUGAUGUAUAUUGUAAAUAGCUGCGGUCCCAGCACCGAGCCUUGCGGCACCCCACUAGUCACUGCCUGCCAUUCUGAAAGGGACCCGUUAAUCCUUACUCUUUGUUUCCUGUCUGCCAACCACUUCUCUAACCAUGUCAGCAUUCUACCCCCAAUACCAUGUGCCCUCAUUUUGCCCACUAAUCUCCUAUGUGGGACCUUAUCAAAUGCUUUCUGAAAGUCCAGGUACACUACAUCCACUGGCUCUCCCUUGUCCAUUUUCCUAGUUACAUCUUCAAAAAAUUCCAGAAGAUUAGUCAAGCAUGAUUUCUCCUUCGUAAAUCCAUGCUGACUCAGACCGAUCCUGUUACUGCUAUCCCAAUGUUCGGCUAUUUCAUCUUUUAUACUUGACUCCAGGAUCUUCCCCACCACCGAUGUCAGGCUAACUGGUCUAUAAUUCCCUGUUUUUUUCUCUCCCGCCUUUCUUAAAAAGUGGGAUAACAUUAGCUACCCUCCAAUCCACAGGAUCUGAUCCUGAGUCUAUAGAACAUUGGAAAAUGAUCACCAAUGCAUCCACAAUUUCUAGAGCCACUUUCUUAAGUACCCUGGGAUGCAGACCAUCAGGCCCUGGGGAUUUAUCAGCCUUCAGUCCCAUCAGUCUAUCCAACACCAUUUCCUGCCUAAUAUGGAUUUCC
Molecule: messenger RNA, 8958 nt
Organism: Leucoraja erinaceus (little skate)
Lineage: Eukaryota; Metazoa; Chordata; Chondrichthyes; Rajiformes; Rajidae
Gene: malrd1
Product: MAM and LDL receptor class A domain containing 1
Exons: 35
Coding region: 31-5727 (1898 amino acids)
Cellular component (GO): membrane
Molecular function (GO): protein binding
Source: RefSeq, a predicted model, not a curated record